Messenger RNA from Orbicella faveolata, 1419 nucleotides. RefSeq names its product mitochondrial carnitine/acylcarnitine carrier protein-like. Gene Ontology annotation, molecular function: O-acyl-L-carnitine transmembrane transporter activity. Lineage: Eukaryota; Metazoa; Cnidaria; Anthozoa; Scleractinia; Merulinidae. Gene Ontology annotation, biological process: mitochondrial transport; carnitine transmembrane transport. Gene Ontology annotation, cellular component: mitochondrial envelope. The record is from RefSeq and is a predicted model, not a curated record.
UUCCCACUUCAUGACGGCGCGCAUCGUAAAAUUACUUGCAGUAGAUCCUUACAACCGGUGCACGAAUUUAACAUGGCUGAACAAGAGCUUGCAGUAGUGGAAUCCCCAAAGAAGCAAACCAGAAGUACCUCUGGGAUCAAGAACUUCCUUGCUGGAGGAUUUGGUGGAAUAUGUUGCGUAGUAUCUGGCCAUCCCUUGGACACAAUUAAGGUUCGCCUUCAAACUAUGCCUCAACCUGAACCAGGACAGAAGCCAAUGUUCUCUGGAACACUUGACUGUGCCUUGAAGACAGUUAGGAAAGAGGGAAUUCUUGGUUUGUAUAAAGGAUUGGCUGCUCCAGUUGUGGGUGUGGCACCAAUAUUUGCAAUCUGUUUCUGGGGAUUUAACACCGGUAAAAAAUUACAGCUCAAGAACCCUCAUGAUGAACCAACGUAUUUUCAAAUCUUGACAUCAGGCUUUUUUGCUGGAGUUUGUACAACAGCUAUUAUGGCUCCAGGAGAAAGAAUCAAGUGUAUUUUACAGAUCCAACAAGCUUCUGGAGCGGAGAAGAAAUACGCUGGCCCAGCCGAUGUGGUGAAGAAACUUUACAAGCAAAGUGGAAUCAGAGGAGUGUACAAAGGAACAUGUGCUACUUUACUGAGAGAUGUACCUGCUACUGGAAUGUACUUUAUAUCAUAUGAGUUUCUUCUAAAUGCACUAACUCCUGAAGGAAAGACUCGAAAAGAUGUUGGUGCUUUAAAAAUCCUUUGUGCUGGAGGAGUGGCAGGCAUGAUGAACUGGACUGUAGCUAUAGCUCCUGAUGUGUUGAAGUCUCGCUUACAAACAGCACCUGAGGGAAGUUAUCCUAAUGGCGUCAGAGAUGUGUUUAGACACAUGAUGCGCGAGGAAGGCCCUAAGGCACUAUUCAGAGGAUUAACACCAGUCAUGCUCAGAGCUUUCCCAGCAAAUGCGGCUUGCUUCCUUGGUUUUGAACUCGCUAUGAAAUUCUUCGACUGGAUUGCGCCAAACUGGUGAUCUGGAACCGAGCGGCUGUCAACACUGACUCGAUUUUGUUUCGCUGACAUUCUGUGUCCAUGGCAACGACGAUUUCCCGCGUAAAAGCCGUUCUACGAAGUUUUAUUUAGCCAUUGGAAAUCAACCAUCUGCAUGAAUUAACUUUUGACUUCAAUAUAAGCCUCUUGAACAUAAUACCAAAAACGUUGCUAGGGAACCUUCUAGACCCAAAAAUCAUGUCUUGGUGCAAGUACUGUAUACUACUGUGUAACUUAUAAGUCGUCAUUGGUCUCAGAUACAGUAUUUAUUGACUGUUUUAGACGUCCGUGGCCACUAAAGCAUAAUUCAAUGUGCCUUUGUUCACCGGUUGGACAGUGUGAAAUGGUUUUUCACGAUUGUUUGAAGUUUAAGUUGAAUGUCUAACAA